Messenger RNA from Neltuma alba, 586 nucleotides. Its product is annotated as putative cell wall protein. Lineage: Eukaryota; Viridiplantae; Streptophyta; Magnoliopsida; Fabales; Fabaceae. Bases 40 to 420 code for a protein of 126 amino acids. The transcript has a single exon. The record is from RefSeq and is a predicted model, not a curated record.
AAAUUGAAGCCAUUCUCAACGUGGCUUCAACACAAAAACAUGUCUCCACAGAUUUCCUCUCCUGCAAUGGCCUACAAGUACACUUCCACUUUCCUUGCACUUGUUCUUAUCUCCAACGUCGUGCUUGCCAAUGUUGCUACAGGACGUCACGUUCCCAAGAAAUCCAAAACCCAGGACAAGAAAGAGCCAGAGUGGUUGUUUCACUCUGGUGAUCAUGGCAUUGGACGGCUAGGGCUGCCGCCUAAGUUUAAACUUCCUCACUUCCCCUACAAUGGUGGAAGCACUGGUGGAGGCGUCGAACCGGGUUCAGGGCCAACCGGACGUAGAUAUGUUCCUGGCGGUGAUGAUACGUUUGUCCCAAAUCCAGGUUAUGAGGUCCCGUAUCCUGGUGGUGGAGCUCCGGCACCUGUUCUUCCCUGAGAUCACUCAAUUACAACUAGCAAGCUAUCGUGCAUGAAUGAAUGAACUCGAUUCUGCUAUUACUUAAUUAAAGUGUGCCCUAGGGAGUGGAACUUCUAGUUUUUAAGGUCGUUUGUUCCAGUUUGUGGUGAAUAAGGUAUAAGGAUGCUUAAGUUGCGGAUUUAUG